AUGAGCGACCUUACAGAAUGCACCGCACCUGCUUAUACAGAGAAAACCGAUCCUCCGCCAGACGCUUCAAUGCCAAUCGAUCCACCCAUACAAUUCACAGUGGUGCACAAUCGGAACAAGCACCGAUUUUCGUUUCCACCAUCAACUACGGUUUUGGAAGUGAAAGAGGCGUUGGAAAAAUUAACACACGUCCCGGUUAACAUGCAAAAGUUGAUAUUCCGUGGUCUUUUGUCCGAUUCCGCGUCGUUAGGUAGUCUACAGCUUCCUGCUCGUGAUGCCAAGCUCAUGUUGGUCGGUACAAGUCAAUCAGAGGCGGACGAGUUGCGACAGGUUGAAGCGACCCCUGUGGUAGAAGGCGACAAAACUACAUCGGGUUCACCCAUUGAGCCGAAUACAGAUUGGUCCGAACAAACUGAGCACAAACGAGUCCUCGAACGCUUCGGCAAACCGGAGAAUGCGAUGAUUGGUAUCAUAAACAGCGAAGAGAUCUUGGCCCCCGACGAAUCACUAACCGGAUUGUAUGACAAACGCGGCCAACCCUUGCGACUUCGUGUACGACCUGAUACGUGUGAAUUGUGGCUUGCUACGAAUGACGUAACACACAAGUUUCCAUUGGCUACCAUACACGAUGUAGUUAGUCAACCCAUCAAAGAUCAUCCAGAGUAUCACAUUAUGGCUUUUCAGUUGGGUCCAACCCCCAAAUCCAGAUACUUUGUAUAUUGGUUGCCUUCUCAGUAUGUGGACUCCAUCAAAACCAUGGUUUUACAACACAAAAUUAUGCGAAAUUCAGAUCACACACAACUCUAA
Molecule: messenger RNA, 807 nt
Organism: Echinostoma caproni
Lineage: Eukaryota; Metazoa; Platyhelminthes; Trematoda; Plagiorchiida; Echinostomatidae
Source: the annotation of a GenBank genome assembly